AUGUCUACCCAAUCAAAAACUAUGGCUCAUGCUAACGAUGGCGAUCAGAAGAAUGCGUCGCAUAAAGAUGGGGAAGAAAGUAGAUACGAAGCUGGAAAGGCACAUUCACAUCUAGGAAACGACCCGAAGGACCAAAGAUCGAUUGCGAAUCGAUUAGAGUCUGAAUUGAGGAAAAAGGAUGACGACAACUACAAUCCCGAUCCAAACAUCCCGAACAAAGGCCAGAAGCCGACCGAUUUGGCUAAAGAACACGGUCAUCAACCUAGCCGAGGUGCCGAGAUUGACGAGCAAAUCAGGCAAGAAGAAGAGGCUGAGUUGCGCAAAAAAGGAAUUAACCCUUAG
Molecule: messenger RNA, 342 nt
Organism: Puccinia triticina
Lineage: Eukaryota; Fungi; Basidiomycota; Pucciniomycetes; Pucciniales; Pucciniaceae
Exons: 4
Coding region: 1-342 (113 amino acids)
Source: RefSeq, a predicted model, not a curated record